UCGUUGGGUAUACAUUUUCUUAAUUACCAUGAACGACACUGAACUCCUUGAUAUUAUAAUUCAGCCCACUUCCACCACUGUUUUUCGCCUCCUGCGACUCCCUGUCUUGGUUUAGAGAGUAGCAGCAGCAGUAGCAGAGGGUGCGCCAAACGCCUUAGAAUGCGCACUCCACUCUCUCACCCUUCGUAGAUCCUAAUCAAAGUCUUUUUCUUAACUGUAAUGCUUAAUCGAUUGAUGUUUCUCUGAGCAAUCUCCCUAUUCUCAGUCUAGAUAUCCAGAACUCUAUGGGGAAAAAAGUUAAGAAGAAGGGUCGAAACUCUCAUAAGGAGAAGCGGGUCGUGACCCCUUCUCCCAAAAUUGGUUCCCAGCAAUACAAUGCAAGUGUUGAGACUGUUGGGGAUGGAGUUUCAGUGGCCAAAGGGAGAAACUUGUGCGUCCAUCUUGACAGGGGAGUAGACUUGAGUAAAGUCUCAAAAAAAAUUGGGUCUUCUGAGCCUAUUAAGUGCGAAGAUUGCAGGGAAGGUGUGGUUGAUAGGAAGGGUAAUAGGGCAAAGGGUAAACAUGGGAAGAGGAAAGGAGGCGGUCCUGGGGAUUUGAAAUCAGAUUCGAGGGCUAUUUGGGUUUGUUUGGAAUGUGGGCAUUUUGUGUGUGGAGGGAUUGGCCUUCCAACAAGCACUCAAAGCCAUGCAGUUCGGCAUGCAAGGUUAACCCGUCACCCCUUGGCAAUCCAAUUUGAAAACCCUAAUCUACGGUGGUGCUUCCCAUGCAAUACACUUAUACCGGUUGAAAAAUCAGAAGAGAAUGGUGAGCAAGUGGAUAUCUUAUCUGACAUUGUGAAACUGAUAAAGGGCCGAUCAGCUGUGGCUGCACCAGUGGAUGUUGAGGAUGUUUGGUUUGGAAGUGGCAGCAUUAUGAGUGAAAUGAAACCAGGAAACACAACAUCCGGUGCUUUAGAUGGAAGGGAUGGUUACACUGUAAGAGGCUUGGUUAAUCUUGGGAACACUUGUUUCUUUAAUUCAGUAAUGCAAAAUCUUUUAUCCAUGGAUAGGUUGAGAGACUAUUUUGUGAAGUUAGAUGGAUCUGUUGGGCCUCUUACUACUGCUUUGAAGAAGCUUUUCUUUGAAACAAUUUCCGAAGGAGGAUUGAGAAAUGCUAUCAAUCCAAAAUCAUUUUUUGGGAGUGUUUGUGCAAAGGCACCCCAAUUUAGGGGAUACCAGCAGCAUGACAGUCAUGAGCUGCUACUUUUCUUACUCGAUGGGCUCUCUACAGAAGAAUUGAGUAUGAAAAAGCAGAUCAGUUCUUCUCAAGAUGAUGGGAACUCUCCAAAUGAGGGACCUACUUUUGUGGAUUAUCUAUUUGGGGGGCAAACCUCUAGCACUGUUUGUUGUUUAGAGUGUGGGCACUCCUCAACAGUGUGGGAGCCUUUUUUAGAUCUUUCGCUGCCAGUUCCAACUAAGAAACCUGUUUCUAAAAAGGCCCAACUGGCCUCUCGAACCAGGAAAAUGAAGCUACCUCCAAAAAGAGGUGGGAGGGUUCGUUCAAAGUUUAACAAAGACACGGAUGCUACUUCAACUCAAAUUGUUUCAAAGCCAUCAGUUAGUUGCGGGUCGUCAUGCCAAGAGCAGUCCAAUGCAACUGUUGAAGAGAAAGUGACGACAUGUUCUGGCGAUUCUACAUUUUUAGGUUCAGCUGGACCAGUUAUUGUGGAUGAUAAUAAGGGCCCAGUUUCACAGAAUAUCUUGACUGCUGAACUGUCUGAAACCAGGCUCCACUCUGAAAAUCUUAUGGAGAAAACAAAAGUGUCGUUUGAUGAUUUAACAUGGAUGGAUUACCUUGAACCUGAAACAAUAUUGCCUGACCAAGAUGUUGCUCCACAAAAUGAUGAUGUUUUAGUUACUCAAGGUUUUAAAGAAAAGGACACUCCUCACAAUAAUGUCUCGUCUGAAAGCAACUUUGAUUCCACUAGCCAGGUUUAUCUACAGCCAAAUCUAAAGUCAGAAUCGUCUCCUGAGAGUUCUGGCAAAGACAUGCUCCCUGAACAGGUUCAAGAUUCUGAAGUUCUAUUGCUUCCAUACAAAGAAGAAACUUCAACCUCUGUUGAGGUAAUGAGAGUAGAAGGUGAGGCCUCCUCAUCAUUUGUUGGUUGCAAGCAAGAUUCAUUGGAUUUUGAUGGAUUCGGUCACUUAUUUGAUGAGCCUGAGGUAGUUGAAGGGCCCACAGCAAAAAACUUGCCAGGCGCUAAUGACUUUCAGGAAAAUGAAGUCACUGAAACUGGUUUCAUAGCUGGAAACAGCAGCGAUUCAGAACCUGAUGUGGUGGAUAAUACAGAUUCUCCAGUGUCUGUAGAGAGUUGUUUGGCUUAUUUUGUAAAACCAGAACUUCUUUCCAAUGAACAUGCUUGGCAAUGUGAAAAUUGUUCAAAAAAUGCAAGUAAGCAGAAAAUCAAAUUGAGGAAGAACAAGCUGAAGCUUAAAUCUUCAAUUCAGAAUAAUCAAGGCAAGGAUAUUGCUUAUAAUGACUCAUUGAGUUUGAAUAAAGAUUUGUCUUGCCCUUCUGAAGUCAGAGACCUAGGUAAUGGAAAUAUCAAGAGUGGUGUGGUUCUUGACACUUCUAGUGAAAGCUUUGUAUCUCAUUAUGGGGAUGUCAAUGAUUCCACCCAGAACAAAGCAAAACUUGAAACAAGUCAAGCUGACAAACUAAAACCAGUGGUUCCAGUAGUUCCUCAAUCAGAAGGAGAAAAUGGUAAAGAUGCAUGUUUGGAGUCGCCACAUUCCUCAUGUUGCUACAGAACUUGUAGCGAAGCAAGCUUUAGCGAUCAAUCCAAUGAAAUUUAUACGAUUAAUGAACCUAGUAGGAGUAUUGGAUGUAAACCAAGGGAUCCUCAGUUGUCAGUUGAGAUCUGUGAAUCAGGAGAAAGUGAAGAAGUAGAGAUGGAUUCUGAAACUGUGAAGGUAAAGAGAGAUGCAACUAAAAGGAUCCUUAUUAAUAAGGCCCCGCCAAUUUUGACCAUUCAUUUGAAGAGGUUCAGCCAAGAUGCUCGUGGUCGCUUAAGUAAAUUGAAUGGCCAUGUUGAUUUCAGGGAUACAAUUGAUCUACAACCAUAUAUGGACCACAGGUGCACAGAGGGGGGUAAGUAUGAUUACCGUUUGAUUGGGGUGGUGGAGCAUUUUGGGAGCAUGAGAGGAGGGCAUUAUGUUGCAUACGUGAGAGCCGAGAAGAGCAGGGGGAAGACACAAGAAAGUGGGCAUCCUCUGUGGUAUCAUGUCAGCGAUUCUUAUGUUCGUGAGGUUUCCCUGGAAGAAGUUCUUCACUGCGAGGCCUACAUUUUAUUCUACGAAAAAAUUUGAUACAGAUUUCAAUUUUUCCAUUCCAUUGCUUGUUUCUGAGACAGUUUGGGGGCUUAAAAUUGACUAUACCUGCAGUUCCCCACCAUCAGGAGAGAGAGAGAGAGAGAGAGAGAGAGAGAGAGAGAGAGAGAGGAUAUUCUGAGGUGAGUGUAUAACAACGAUUGUGAAUAUUUGAUGCCCAUUUUUCUUGGUGUCACGGGUAUAGUGUAAAAUUGUAUCUUACAUUAAGAUGUGGAGUUUUUUUUUGGGUUUCACUCCAUGGACUGGAAGCUUUACUCAUGGAAUCCAUGCUGAAGAUGAUGGCAUUGUAGUGC
Molecule: messenger RNA, 3661 nt
Organism: Malania oleifera
Lineage: Eukaryota; Viridiplantae; Streptophyta; Magnoliopsida; Santalales; Ximeniaceae
Product: ubiquitin carboxyl-terminal hydrolase 2
Exons: 3
Coding region: 285-3347 (1020 amino acids)
Biological process (GO): protein deubiquitination
Cellular component (GO): cytosol; nucleus
Molecular function (GO): cysteine-type endopeptidase activity; cysteine-type deubiquitinase activity; zinc ion binding
Source: RefSeq, a predicted model, not a curated record